Pelobates fuscus (common spadefoot toad) is the source of this 2463-nucleotide messenger RNA. RefSeq names its product WASP family member 2 (gene WASF2). NCBI's taxonomy places the organism in Eukaryota, Metazoa, Chordata, Amphibia, Anura, Pelobatidae. Gene Ontology annotation, cellular component: lamellipodium; SCAR complex; cytoskeleton. The transcript has 9 exons. The coding region runs from base 87 to 1526 and encodes 479 amino acids. Gene Ontology annotation, biological process: positive regulation of Arp2/3 complex-mediated actin nucleation; actin cytoskeleton organization. Gene Ontology annotation, molecular function: Arp2/3 complex binding; protein kinase A regulatory subunit binding; actin binding. The record is from RefSeq and is a predicted model, not a curated record.
UUGGGCGGGUGUUUGUCGGGCGGUGUCCAAGUCCAGAGAGUUGGUUAUACUCCCGGUGUAAGGAGUCGAGGCCCCCCGGGGACAGGAUGCCGCUUGUUGCCCGCUCCAUUGAGCCACGCCACCUGUGCCGGCAGAAACUGCCGCCUGCCCGCAAUGAAUUGGAGUGUAUGACCAACAUCACUCUGUCCAAUGUCAUCCGACAGCUGGGUAGUCUCAGUCGCUAUGCGGAGGACAUAUUUGGAGAGCUGUUCACUGAGGCAAGUCUUUUUGCUCACCGUGUUGGAACCCUGGGGGAGAGGGUGGAGAAGCUACAGGUCAAGGUGACACAGCUGGAUCCCAAAGAGGAAGAGGUCUCUCUUCAGGGUAUAAAUACAAGGAAGGCGUUUCGCAGUAACACCUCACAAGAUCAACAGCUGUUCGUUCGUGACUCUCUGUCGCUCCCUGUGCAUGAGACUUACAUCACCUGUAACAUGCCACCUCCACUUAAUAUCCUGUCACCUUACAGGGAUGAUGGGAAGGAAGCUUUGAAAUUUUAUACAGAUCCAUCCUAUUUCUUUGAUCUGUGGAAGGAGCAGAUGUUACAAGAUACCAAGGAUAUCAUGAAGGAGAAGCGCAAGCAUAGGAGAGAGAAGAAAGACAAUCCCAAUCGUGGAAACGUGAAUCCUCGCAAGAUCAGAACUCGAAAAGAUGAAUGGGAAAAAAUGAAAAUGGGACCGGAAUUUGUGGAAGCUAAAGACAAGCUUUUGAAUGCAGGUACUCAAAAUGGAUCUGUUCAUUCCAUUGAUGGUAUGGAUGUGAUUCAGUAUCCGCCACCACCUCCAUAUGAAGACUCCUCGCCAAGUCCUCCUCCAGUUCCUGAUGACUCUCUGCCACCUCCUCCCAUGGACUUUAGUAUGCCUCCAUCUUCAAAUCGUGCCAGCCUGGUUAGCCCUGCACAUCCACCUCCAGCUCCACCUGUUGGUUCCCCAAUAGGGGGGCGACCAAGUUUCUCGCCUCCACCUGCUCCUCCUCCCCCACCUCCUUCUGGUGUACUUCCUGACCCAUCCUACCUUCCUCCCCCAUCCCCACCUGCUUGUCCUUCUAUCCCUGGAUUUCCUGCUCCUCCCCCUCCUCCUGUUCCUACUCUAAUGGAUUAUCCUCCCCCUUCUCCUCUCUCUCCUGCACCACCACCACCUGCAGGAGGCCCUCCACCCCCGCCUCCACCACCUCUUCCACCACCUCCACCAGGUCCUCCACCUCCUGGCCCUCCUCCCCCUUCUUCCUACACGCAACCUGAAGGAGAAUCUUCAUCAGCCAGUUUGAAGCCAAAAGCUGCUCCUGCACCUGUAAGCGAUGCCCGGAGUGAUCUUCUGUCAGCUAUCCGGCAAGGUUUCCAGCUGCGUAAAGUGGAGGAGCAACUGGAGCAUGAGAAGAAGGACAUUGGAGGCAAUGAUGUGGCCACAAUCCUUUCUCGACGCAUUGCAGUGGAAUACAGUGACUCAGAGGAUGACUCUUCUGAAUUUGAUGAGGAUGAUUGGUCUGAUUGAGGAUGGGGAUGGAAAUGCACUGUUUGUAACUGAUGACAAAAUAGGAUAAUGCAGUUAUGGGUUAGAAGUGAGAUUUGGCAUUUGCAAAUCAAUUGGAGGCUUAACUAUUAUAUCUGAUAUUGUCACCAUAUGUUUGUUUUUGGGUGCAUACUAUAAAUAGGUGAAUUUUCAACAAACAGGUGCCCUUUGUCUAAUGACGUUCAGCAUUGGGGCAUUAACACAUUCCUAAAUAAAUCAUAACGACAUUUUAAUUUGUGUAUUCCCUCUCUGCCCUACAACGUGUGUUCCUGGAGGUCUAGCAGUAAUUCCAUAGCAUACAAGAAAACAUACCCAGUUGUUAAUGACUAAGGUUAUAUACUUUUUAGUUUUAUUACAGUUUUGGCCUACAGGAGAAUGAGAACAAUACAACUCUGUGCCUUGACUUGCCUUCAGCCGUUUUCAGGAACCAGUUCGCUAUAAACACAACUAGCUUAUUUAAAUAUCCAGUUUAAAUGGAAAACCACUAGUUACACUUCCGUACAUUAUAAUCAUUAAAUAAUGUUCAGAAGUAUUAUGAUUAGAGGAACGCAAUAUUUACGUUCAAAAGUGAGACAAAAAUUUUAUAUAUGGCUAUCUGUAUAAAGUAUACAUACUUUAUACACACGGAACAACCGUGUAUUUGUGUAAUUAGUGCUGACUUACUGUUUGUCAACUUGAUAAUUAGACAUUUGAAAUUCUGGUGCAUGAUAUAGACGAGUUAAAGGACCACUCUAGUGCCAGGAAAGCAUACUCGUUUUCCUGGCACUAGAGUGCCCUGAGGGUGCCCCCACCCUCAGGGACCCCCUCCCGCCCGGCUCUGGAAAGGGGAAAGGGGUAAAAACUUACCUUUUUCCAGCGCUGGGCGGGGAGCUCUCUUCCUCCUCUCCGCCUCCGUUCCUCCCCGUCGGCUGAAUGCGCA